This is a messenger RNA of Gavia stellata (red-throated loon), 318 nucleotides long. Its product is annotated as ubiquitin-conjugating enzyme E2 D2-like. Gene Ontology annotation, cellular component: nucleus. Gene Ontology annotation, molecular function: ubiquitin conjugating enzyme activity. The record is from RefSeq and is a predicted model, not a curated record. NCBI's taxonomy places the organism in Eukaryota, Metazoa, Chordata, Aves, Gaviiformes, Gaviidae. Gene Ontology annotation, biological process: ubiquitin-dependent protein catabolic process; protein polyubiquitination.
AAUGACACUCCCUGUGAAGGUGGAGUAUUUUUCUUGACCAUUCACUUCCCAACAGAUUAUUCCUUCAAACCACCGGUUGCGUUUACAACAAGAGUCUGUCACCCAAAUAUUAACAGUAAUGGCAGCAGCAUUUCGCUUGAUAUUCUGCAGUCACAGCUGUCUCCAGCACUGACUAUUUCAAAAGUACUUUUGUCCAUCUGUUCUCUGUUGUGCUAUCCCAAUCUGGGUGAUCCUUUAGUGCCUGAGAUUGCAAGGAUCUACAAAACAGGAAAGUACAGCAGAAUAGCUUUGGAGUGGACUCAGAAGUAUGCCAUCUAG